AACAUGUUCAAUAUUUUUUUCCAAUUGAUUGAUUUAAUAUAUUUAAAAUGAAUACAAUUUUUUAAACCUUAAAAGGUUUGUCUAAUAUAAUUUUCGAGAAUGGUAGCUAAUUAAUUUUACAUUCAAGUCAAUAAGCUUUAACGUUAAGUUUAAAAUGAAAAAAAUAGUUCAAAAAUAGUUUUUAUAAUAGAAUGAUACAAUGGCAACAGGACGAGAUAUACGAUCAACUCCAUCUCCAUCGAAUACAACAACUACUAAUGUAAUUGGAUCUGGAGCAUUACGGCAAACACGAACACCAAAACGACAACGAUCACCAAAUUUCAAUAAUCAAAUAAGUACAGCACUGCAAACCGAUGACAAAAAUAACGAAUUUUUAUGUCCAAUAUGCUUUAAUAUCAUCGAAGAAGCUCAUAUAACACGUUGUGGUCAUACAUUUUGUUAUCAGUGUAUAAAACGAUCAUUAGAAACACUUGGUCGAUGCCCGAAAUGUAAUUUUGCAUUAAGUGGUCUCGAUCAACUAUUUCCAAAUUUUUUAUUAAAUGAAUUAAUUAUUAAAUAUAAACAAAAAUUGACCGGAAUCAAUGCAUUACGUGAUUCACCUGAAGGGCUCAGAGAUUAUAUUGCAAAUGAAUCGGAAAAUUUUACUUUAAAUGAUGUAAAUAUUAUGCUUGAAGUGUUAACACAACGUAAACAUUUAUUAGAAGCCGAAUCAUGUGUCGCACAAAAUCGUUUAGUUUAUGAAUUUCUUAAAUAUUUAUUACAACAGAAGGAGGAGCAACGCGAUCAAUUAACACGUGAGGUUGCAUUGAUUAAGAGUGAUAUUAUUGAAGUUGAAAAUAUAUUAAAAGAAGUACAAUCAAAAUGUCCAACAUUAGAAGAUGUUGAAAAAGCUGUCGGUGAUCGAAACGAUGCAGCCGUUGUGGCUAUGAAAAAAGAAGUUAUUGAAUUAAUUGAUACAAUUGGUUCAAGUGUCGCCCAACCAACAAAACGAGAACGUCCUAGCUCAACAAAACUAGAAAAUGAAAAAGAAGCAAGUGCAAAUAAUGUGCCAGACAUGAUGAAAACAAUAUUGUCAUCAAGGCGUCGUCGAAUGUAUGCACAUUUCGAUGACUUCGUACAAUGUUACUUUUCAUCACGUGCAAAAGAUCUCCACUUUAGUAGUAAUACCGAUACUAAGUUAAAUGAAACGGUAAAACCAAUUAAGGCGUCUUCAACGUCAGAUGGUAUAGAUGAUACUUAUAUGAAUUCUAGUUCUGGUCUUCAUAUGAACUCCGGUUUAGAUUUAUUCCGAGAAAAUUUAGUAAAAUUUGCUCGUUAUGAUAGCUUAAGACAAUUGGCAACAUUAGCGUAUUCAAGUGACCUAUUUAAUAACUCUACAAUUGUUUCGAGUAUUGAAUUCGAUAAAGAUAAUGAAUUUUUCGCAAUUGCUGGUGUCACAAAACGCAUUAAGGUAUUCGAUUAUGGUGCUGUUAUUCACGAUGCUGUGGAUAUACAUUAUCCAAUUGUGGAAAUGGUAUCUAGUUCAAAAAUAUCCUGCGUUAGUUGGAAUAGUUAUCACAAAGGAACUUUAGCGUCAAGUGAUUAUGAAGGAACGGUAACUGUUUGGGAUGCAACUACUGGUCAACGUACGAAAACGUUCCAAGAGCAUGAAAAACGUUGUUGGAGUGUUGAUUUUAAUAAUGUUGAUACACGUUUAAUAGCAUCUGGUUCAGAUGAUGCUCGAGUCAAAUUAUGGUCAAUUAAUGUUGAUCAUUCCAUCGCAACUUUAGAAGUCAAGGCCAAUGUAUGUUGUGUAAAAUUUAAUCCAAGAAGUUCUUGCCAUUUAGCGUUUGGAUCUGCUGAUCAUUGUGUACAUUAUUACGAUUUACGUAAUAUGAAAGAACCGAUGUCUAUUUUUAAGGGACAUAAAAAAGCUGUAUCUUAUGUGAAAUUUAUUAAUACUGAAGAAAUUGUUUCAGCGUCUACAGAUAGUCAACUCAAAAUGUGGAAUAUAAAUAGUCCACAUUGUUUACGAUCAUUUGUUGGGCAUAUAAAUGAAAAGAAUUUUGUCGGUUUAGCAACAGAUGGUGACUAUGUUGCUUGCGGAUCAGAAAAUAAUUCUCUGUAUGUGUAUUAUAAAGGACUUACAAAGCAAUUGUUUAGUUUUAAAUUUGAUACGGUUCGUAGUGUUUUGGAACAGGAUAAAAAAGAUGAUGAACCUAAUGAAUUUGUAUCGGCUGUUUGUUGGAGACAACAUUCAAAUAUUUUAGUGGCAGCUAAUAGUCAAGGUAUUAUCAAACUUCUAGAACUUUAUUAAUUGUAUUUAUUUUUCGGUUGUUUUUUUUUUUUUUUUUUUUUUAAUUAAUUGUUCACGAGUUCCUCUUCUACUUUUUUUUAUAUUUGUUCAAGAGUUCAUCAGAAUCAGAUCUCUUUUAUUUCUUAAUAUUAUAACAAUUAAAAAAUGAAUUCAAGGAUUAAGAGUUUGAUCUACUAAACGCCCCUCCCCUCUAUCAAUUAAUUCAAUUACUUUCAGAGGCGAAUUAAGAAAUUUUACGGCUGUAGGCAGUCUCAAAACUUAGCGCCUUCGUAAUAAAAACCGAUCAAUAAAGACCUUUUUUUUAAUUAUUUAGUUGCAAGUUCUUUAUGUCUGAGAACCUGUAAAAUCGCGAUGGUUGUUCGAGGUAGUUUUCCGGUCGAGCUGCUGUUGUUUAAUAAGAACGUACUAUUUAUUUUUACAGAUAAGAGAGAUCUGAGUACUGGAAACUCUUCUAGUAUUGAAUUAUAAAAAAAUUAACAAUUAAUGUAUUUAUUCUGUUUGAAGAAGUAAAUGUUCUUUCAUUAUUUACGCUAUUCUAAUUUAAAUUCUAAAAACGUUCGUAAAAUAAUAAUCAAUAGCAAGUAAUAAAAACAACCUUAGAUUGUUUUGGGCCCCGUUUGCAUUAAUUCAAUAAAUACGCUUUUUUCUCAAUUGUCCAAAGAGCUACGAUAAAUAGCUCAAAGAACAACGUUUUGAAGACUCGAACUCUGCUCAAAACGAACACUGCAAAGUGGUAAUUUUAGUAUCGGAAACAAUAAGAAUACAGGCAAUCCAAUCUGAUGAAUGCGGUGGUUGAUCGAUUGUAAAUGUCGCGUUUUUGACGUUAAAUAUGAUCAAAAUUAACCCUCACACUAUUCGUUGUCGUAUUAUCUUCGAUUAAAAUUCAUAAUUUUUUUCUCAAUUCUGAAGAAAAAGACAAAUUUGUACGAGAAAGGGGCUACAAGAGGGUGCCAAGGGAAAAAGCAAAUUUUUAUGAGAAGAGUCACACACAAGAAGGCGCCGAGUUUAUUUAUAAAGAAUAAAAAAAAAAUAGGGGGAAAUUUUGAGAAUUUGAAACCCAAAUUGCAUUGCCUAGAGGUGCCGGCAUGAGUGAAUCCAGCACUCAUCAGAAUCGAUACAAUGUAGCUUGCCUAAAGAUCCCUGCCUACGGUACUGUGUACAAAUAAUGAAAAAGGAGAGUUCUACCAAAUUAUAAUAUUUUGUCAAAGAAUACCGCGGGACUAUUAGAUUACAAGUUACUGAAUGCUUUGAUUGUGACUUACUGACUGAAAUAUAUUCCAUUUGAGAAAAUAUAUAUAAACUAUCGGAAUUAAAAAGAUAAUUUAGUAAUAUUAAAUAUAUUGCAAUUUCAUUGAAUGUUUUAUUAAAAGAGUUAACGUUUGAUGAACAAUUAUACGAAACCCAUAAGUUGAAGAAUUGAAACUAAUUAUUUUUGCAACGGGGAGAUAAUUCUGUACUCUUAAAAUAUCUCGAACAGCCCAUUACAAAAUCAUUACUUUAAAAUCUUUAUUUUCAAACUCUACUCAGAUUUAUAGAAUCGAUCGCAAAUAGUACCUGACUUCGAAUAAAAUCGAUUAGGUCGAAAAAACGUUUUGAUAAAAUUUAUUGUAUGAGUAGAGGAUAGGCAAUUAAGACUGAUAUUCUUUUAAAUUUUAUAUAGAAUUUUUUUAAUGUAUUAACUUUUAUGAAUUUCUCUUUUUAAAUGUUACGUAUAAAAACUUUUAUCUUAAAGAAAGCCCACCGCUGGUUAAAAGUAGUGAAUAAAUGUCUGAUUUUUUUAAUUGAUUUUAUUAAAGGAAAGAAAUCCAAAAAACUUGAACUUUUAAAAUUCAAACUU
Chrysoperla carnea is the source of this 4133-nucleotide messenger RNA. RefSeq names its product E3 ubiquitin-protein ligase COP1-like. Gene Ontology annotation, biological process: proteasome-mediated ubiquitin-dependent protein catabolic process. The transcript is spliced from 2 exons. Gene Ontology annotation, molecular function: protein binding; ubiquitin protein ligase activity. Lineage: Eukaryota; Metazoa; Arthropoda; Insecta; Neuroptera; Chrysopidae. The coding region runs from base 200 to 2296 and encodes 698 amino acids. The record is from RefSeq and is a predicted model, not a curated record.